AUGUCGGCGCAAGUGUUUUUUUCGCCAUGUCUCUCCGCCACACUCACUCGCCGUCCUCUCGCCAGUAGUCCGUCGACAGCUCAUGACGUGCUAACACGUGGCGGAUUAACGCUUCUCGGCGAAUCGGCACGUGACGUGCACCCAUGUGGUCAUGGCAGGUCAAGAGAGGACGCUCCUCUUCACCUCACGCCGCUUCGCUGCUCCCGUUCUCUCCAUCCCUUACCAUCUCCGUCUCACAUCAAGCUGUAUGUCAGGAGAUCGCACAGUUCGCACUCUCGGGAGGCCAUAUUCUGCGAAAGCUUGACGACGGGUAACCAGAAGGCCAGGGUUAGGGUUUUAACCCACUCGCCGCAGAUACCUACCCGCGCGGCGCUCCAUGGCCGCCACAUUGCCGCCGCUGACUGGUCGAGUAGAAGGAGGACAUGUGGCACCGACUGCUCCGCGGGUAACAUUAGCAGCAGAGGUGAAAGCGAGGGGGUAGACAGCAGUGGUCGACGGGGCAGCCAUCGGUGGCGCGUGCGCGUGGCAGCGGGCAGCGCGGGGGGUAGCCGCGGCUCAGACGGGGCUUCGCGCCCGUUAUCUGCUCCUGUGCCGCCGCCCGUUGUGCCCUCACCCGCAGCGGCGGCGGCGGCGGCGGCGGCGGCGGCGGCGGCGGCGGCGGCGGCGGCGGCGGCGGCGGCGGCGGCAGGGAAAGGACAGCACGCCGCGGGCGCGGACAGGGACGAUGGUAGCGCAACUCCCGGGAGGGGUGCCGCCGCCGCGUUGAACCAGGCAGAAACCGCUUCGGAACCUCCGCCGCACGGGGGCAGUACAACAGGGGCGGGAAGAGAGGGCGCAGGCGCGGAUGCGCGCGCGGAGAGUGGGGACUGCAUCGCGGACGAAGCCGCGGAGGCAGGUCCGGAGAUGGGCGCGGAGGCGGAGGGCGGAAGCAGCGCGCGGUUCCGCGAGACGCUUCAGAUGGUGGAGACGGCGAUGCUGGCGGCGACGUCGGGGCUGGCGUUCUUCCUGGCGAACUCGCUGCGCGUGGAGGGCUACCUCGGGUUCUUCUUCCCGCUCCCCGCUGUUGUUGCCUCCAUGCGCUGGGGCGCCACCACCGGCCUGCGCACCGCGGUACGGGGGAGGGGGAGUUUUGAGGGGGGGAAGGGGGAGGGGAGGGAAGAGGGGGAUGGGAGAGAAGGAGGGGCGGGAUUGGGCAUCCCAGCAUGCGACUUCUCUCCUCCAUGCCCAUGCGCACUUCUCCUUCACUCCUUCGCCUUCCCCUCCCUCUCUCCCUCGACCCGCCUCCCCACUCCUAACCUUCUUCUCCUCUCCGUUUCUCUCUCUCCCCCGCCCUCCCUUCCCGUUGCCACUCUGCUUGCUCCUUUCUCUUCCCGCACCCACCCCCCCCUCCGUGCACUCAG
This is a messenger RNA of Closterium sp. Naga37s-1, 1400 nucleotides long. Lineage: Eukaryota; Viridiplantae; Streptophyta; Zygnematophyceae; Desmidiales; Closteriaceae. The record is from the annotation of a GenBank genome assembly.